Mobula hypostoma (lesser devil ray) is the source of this 573-nucleotide messenger RNA. Its product is annotated as chromobox protein homolog 5-like. The transcript has 4 exons. The record is from RefSeq and is a predicted model, not a curated record. Bases 10 to 573 code for a protein of 187 amino acids. Gene Ontology annotation, molecular function: chromatin binding. Gene Ontology annotation, biological process: chromatin organization; negative regulation of transcription by RNA polymerase II. Gene Ontology annotation, cellular component: nucleus; pericentric heterochromatin. NCBI's taxonomy places the organism in Eukaryota, Metazoa, Chordata, Chondrichthyes, Myliobatiformes, Myliobatidae.
GUUUGCAAAAUGGGCAAGAAGGUGAAGAAGAAACUAGAGGACAUCUCCUCAGAUGAUGAAGAGGAGUAUGUGGUGGAGAGAGUGCUGGAUCGCAGGGUGGUGAGGGGCCGUGUGGAGUUUCUUCUGAAGUGGAAAGGCUUCUCUGAGGCUGAUAAUACUUGGGAGCCGGAGAAGAAUCUCGACUGCCCGGAACUGAUUGGGGAGUUUCUGAAAACCUACAGCAAGGGCAAGGAAAAUGGCGCUGGUUCUCAGGAUAGACCGGACAAGCGCAAGUCUGCCAUCAUCAAUGGCAUUGAAGAGCUCAGAACCAAGAAGAGAAAAGAGAAUGAGGACUGUGUGCGGGGCUUUGACCGUGGGCUGGAACCGGAGAAGAUCAUUGGAGCCACGGACUCCUGUGGGGAACUGAUGUUCCUGAUGAAAUGGAAGGACUCAGAUGAGGCUGAUCUGGUCCUGGCUAAGGAGGCCAACGUCAAGUGUCCUCAGAUCGUCAUUGCCUUCUACGAGGAACGUCUGACAUGGCACGCCUACCCUGCUGAGGAGGAGGAGAAGAGGGAAGAUUCACAGGCUAGCUAG